ACUGGCUUCUUCCUGCCGUGACUAAGCUGCGGAUGCCCGCUCGUGACGUUUGGCCCUGCGACUUGCCACAAGCCGGACGGAAGCGGACUUCACUGUUUGAUGACGCUUGGGCGCUUCGUUUGCCCCCCUUCUUCUUCUCUUCUUCUUCUUCUUGACAAUCCUUUCGUUGAUCCUUUAUUUACCUAUGCUAUAUAUCUUGUUUCUCAGCAGCCUAGCCUUCUUUUGUCGGGCUGCCUAUCUUUGAUGAAACUGCGUGCAGAUCACCUGUUGUCUGACUUUCGUCAGCUGAAACAACCCACCGCUAACAAGCCCCAGCCUGAACGCCUGGAUCUGUCUCAUCUCUAGAGGAAGGCCGCGGCAAUCCUACGCGACUUCUCCUUGAGCAUCGACAACGCUAUCCUUAAUUGUCCGCAUUUCCCUUUCCAUUCGUAUCUAUAUUUCUCCAGUUGUGUUUUCUUUUCUCGACAUAUCCCUGAGGCCAGAUUCACUACAUCCCAGACAUGAUCCGUCGUAAUUCCGAUCUUGAGCUCCAGUUACCCGAUGCAGGACCGGAACCCCCGGUGAAUGACUCAGAUAAGGAAGAUAUCGAGAUGCUAUCCGACAAUCAGACGAACUCGCUAUCAUUACCGCCUCACAUCGCUGCCCGGUUCUACAGAAAAUCGAACGGCGUGAGACGGUCUUCUACUGUGUCAUCGCGUCGCAGUUCCAUAUCAUCCAUCCAUUCCCAUCAUUCAAAUGUCUCCGCCCACGGCGGACCACAGAGCGAUCACCUUGCACAACAUCUGCGGCGGGCAUCCAUUAUCGAGACGCGCAAGGCGAGACUCGCAGACAGGGCCGCGCACGCGGAGAAGGUUCGACUUCGAGCGGCGCUGGCGAAGGCUGCUACCAGAAACCUGCAGAGAGAGGAGAGAGCGUUGGCCGCACAGCAGGCUCGGGAACGUCUGCUCGCGGAAAUCACGGCGAAGUGCGAAGAGGAAGUGAGACGGGCAAAGCAGAAGGCGGAGGAUAACAAGGAGAAGAGAGCUGCUGAGCAUGCCCGACUGCGCCUCGAGAUGGCCGAGAAGUUCGCAGAAACUGAAAAGAGACGCUUGAAUUACCAGCAGAAUCAGCGUCGACGCCGUACCAGUAGCUUGCCCAGCAUGGAAGACAAGAAGCCCGUCAGGGACGCAGUUAAAUCCCUUACUCCGGAAUCUGCGGCCAGAAGAAUUCAGAAGGCAUGGCGGAGGCACCACGCGAAGGUAGUUAUGGAGAGCUUCCGCGCACUUGAUCUCUCCCUGGAGCGCAUCCGCACCAUGUCGUUCGAAGAAGUAGGCUCGUUACUUGCCGAGCAGAGUGUUUUGGAUACGAUGGCAAAGGUCCUUCGACUGUGUGGGCUGCAAGAUAUGGAAAGCGGUACAAUGGGCGAACGAGGUGCUGUUCGUACUUUUCUCAGCAGCUACUUGAUCUUGACACACCCUACGCAGGUCUUGAGCAGUAACGGAGAGCAGGAGCAAGACCUGAUUGCAAAGGCGCGGGACUUGCUAGUUGCUUUCGAGCAAUUGACCACACAGCUGUCGUCGGAUUGUUGUUCUCUUCAGUCCCUUUCUACCGAACUCCAAGCGUUAUCCGAGUCAUAUAACGUAUUCUUCUCUGCUUUCCACUCCUGGAAAGCGCGUGACUCUACCGUGUUGAUUGAGAUCAUGCUUGCUCAAUUUAUCGAACUGGAACUAAUCUGGCAGACGGUGAAGGAUGACCGUGCCGGUGGAGCAGCAGACGAGUACCAACAAGGCAUCAGGCAGAAUCAGAUCCUCUUGCUCGCCAGAUUGAAGCGUUUGGCAGGCCCGGAUCGUGCGAUGCAGAUGGUCAGGGAUGCUUUGAAGAAGGCGAAGCGAGAAAAGAAGCGAGCUGCAUCCUCCACGCAAGCCAUUCCACGUUCUGCUGAAGUUGCAUCGUCUUCGGUUCUCCCGGAGAGCGUUGCGUCUCCCCUCAGUGAGAGCUUCAACAAUGUUGAUGGUACUGUAUUGCAAGAGCUGGACAAGCAGAGAAUUUCCCCUCAUGAGCGCUUCACUAGAGCGCUGACUGCUCUACCCGAAAAUCGGGCCCUCGUACAUGAACUGUUGGUCAAUAAGGAGUACAAGAUCGAACAAGAACCCUACACGGAGCCGCGGAAGCAGAUCAUGAAGCAUAUGUGCGAUAUGAUGAGGCAGGAUGUAGAAGCAGGUCUAGGUGUUAACUGGAUAGUUGCAAUGGCUACUGUCAUACAAGACAGACUCUUGCGCUCUCUCAGGGCAGGAAAUUCAUUGCACGUUCUGAUCAGCGAGGUCCUCGACCCGAAGCUCGUCGAAAACCAGUGCAAGGCCGGUACCUUUUCAUACGACGCAUUCUUUGAUUUCAUGAGCACUAUAUUGCCCAAGCUAUGUGCUCCUUACCGAGACCCCGAAGUCAAAGCUUUCGCAGAGGACAAGUCAGGGGACGCAAUCGAUCGGCUCGCGCGGUUGAUGGGUAUUAUCGACCUUCUAUCUCUGGAUCACACUAAUUUCAUGAUCCGGGCAGCGGCUCCCCAGCUUAUUCAGGAAGCUCCGGGUUAUGAGCAGAGGACGUUUGAGAGGGGUCUCCAGGACGGUUCGAUAAGUCUGCAGAAGACCCGACGAUUUUGGCGAAUCAACCGGGCAGCUGUCGUCGAGGAGAUGAAGAAGCGUGAUCCUGAGAAUGUCAAUCCUACUGCCGUGCCUCCAGCUUCGAGAAUCUACACUCAAGGACUCGUUGAUUUGGUUUUCAGCAAUGCUGCUGUGUCACCGGAGCUCAUCCCGGAGACAUUGGACCUUGACCGCGAGCGGUUGGAGAGACUUCACGCCAGCGCUUUCAGGAUCGUUGGGACAGCCUCGAUCCUGUUGACAGCGAAGAACCUCCUGAAACGUGAUGCCCGGUCUCAGUGGAAGACGGAGGCCGAUCGUAUCGUCUCACUUGAGUUUACUGAAGCCAAGCCGGAUCGCGUGCAAUCGAUCCUCGAGUCAACGCACCCGAUGCCGGCGACAGCCAGGUCACAGCUGGCCGGCACCAUCAAGCGUGUCCUUGCGCCUGUCGCUGCCGCGUCAGCAGCCUCUGCUUCUUGUCAACAGCGAGCAUCUGUCGAAAUUAUGUCCGAGCAGAGUGCUAGUUCCAGCGAUCGGCCCACUUCGUCUGCUGGUGAACCGGAAGCUUCUACGACGUACUUUUCCGACCCGGUAGCACGUCUAAUCCUUUCGCGUCUGCGGGCGCACGUAUUUGCACGCUUGAGUGCGUCGAGCGCGAAUGAGAGGGUGAAAGCCACCUCGACUGCCAGCCAAAGCCUGGCUGCAGCGGGAAUGCCUGAAUUUGUGAACGAGGUUGGCAAAUUAGUUGAUGAGCUCGAGAAAGUCAAAGAAGUUGAUUGGCUUUGCCAUGGCACGUUCUAUGAACGGGUUAUCAACGAAGGCAUUUCUCAGGCGCAGAGUUGAACGCGAUUCUUGAUUUUUUUUUUUUUUUU
This is a messenger RNA of Paecilomyces variotii, 3484 nucleotides long. RefSeq names its product T-complex protein 11-domain-containing protein. The record is from RefSeq and is a predicted model, not a curated record. The transcript has a single exon. NCBI's taxonomy places the organism in Eukaryota, Fungi, Ascomycota, Eurotiomycetes, Eurotiales, Thermoascaceae. Bases 501 to 3455 code for a protein of 984 amino acids.